AUGCCGCCAAAACGCCAAACUCCAAAGCCAGAGAAUGGUCCCAAGGAGCCGAGCGCCGAGCAAUUGAAAGUGGACCGUUCGUUCGCAGCUAUGAAGCUCGAAAAGUGCUCUGGCAAGGAAGAUUUAGAAGACCGGCCGUUCGUGUUCACCGCCGAGUCGCAACUGGAGCAGGGCUUUCCACUUUAUGGAUGCGCUUUCAAUCCAUAUGUGAAACCUCAACACCGCCAAAUGGUUGCGGUUUGUGGAGGAAUCGGAGCUCAUGUCUUCCUCGUCCCACAUGAUAAGAACAGGCUUGAACAUAUUUGGGGAGUCUCCUUCGAACAACCAGCAGAUCCAACAAAGAAGGACCGAAAGGAGGAAUUGCUCACUGUCACUUGGGCAUAUGACACCUAUGAUGCCGAUCAGGGCCGUGCAGCCUUCAGAGUCGUGGUCGCUGGUGUUCUGGGCCACAUCUAUGUAGUUGAUUUUAAGACUAGAAAUCUCUGCAACAGACUCCGCAGUUACGGAGGAGAUAUCAACGACAUCCGUGUGAGCCCAGCCGACUCUAAUCUGAUUGCUGGAGCAUCGUCAGAUCAGACGAUUCGGAUCCACCAUAUCCGCAAUCAAGGAGCACUGAUCACGAUCGGAGGUCCAUUCAGCCACCCAGGACCAGUUCUCUCAGUUGACUGGAACUCAGAAGGAACCUAUCUCCUCAGCUGUGGAUUCGACCAUCAAGUCAUGAAGUGGGACCUCACCGCUGAGCCGGCGAAAAGCUGGCUUGAGAAGACUUGCAAGGAGCUGGAGAAAGGGAAAAAGGAUAUUUAUUUCCAAUCCGGAUUGGACCAAAAAAGCGACAACACCUUGGAGCUCUACACUCCAGUUGCGCAGAUCUCUGACUUGCACCAUGAUUACAUGGACUGUAUCAGAGUUCUGCCAGAUUCUGAUUGUUUUGCUUCCAAAAGCGUGUCCUACGAUCCCCAUCUGAAUAUUUCGAAGCUGGGACUUCCUGGAAAUAUGCGCACACACGAUAGAGGAGCUCCUCUUGAACCGGAAAGGAACGCUUUCCCCCUCAUGUGGUUUGCAAUCGGAGAAGGUAAAAGGUGGUUCCACAAGUUCUCGAUCGAUCCCAAGAGAAGAUGGAUAGCUGGAGGAGGGGAUGAAGGAAGUAUCAUGUUCUUCGAUCUCAAUGAUGAACAACACACUGAAGAUGGAAAAUACAUCACAAAACCGGAACCAAACCCUCCAAAACCAUACAGCGACCAGCCAGCGAGCUCUGAAAGUCUUCCGCAUCCUUCAAGGGUCCGGUACUACAAAGUAUCGGAUGUCGGGAUUCGCAAUGUGGAUUUCUCUCCUUGUGGUCGUUACGUCGUUGCGGUUACGGAGGAAAGCUCCAUCAUCCGCAUGGAUCGAGUCGCUGAAGACGUCGCAGUGGACAAGCUGACCGAGUACUUGGGAGUCAUGGGUAUCACUAAGUAA
Molecule: messenger RNA, 1455 nt
Organism: Caenorhabditis briggsae
Lineage: Eukaryota; Metazoa; Nematoda; Chromadorea; Rhabditida; Rhabditidae
Gene: Cbr-mes-6
Product: Protein CBR-MES-6
Exons: 7
Coding region: 1-1455 (484 amino acids)
Biological process (GO): negative regulation of transcription by RNA polymerase II
Cellular component (GO): ESC/E(Z) complex
Molecular function (GO): protein binding; nucleosome binding
Source: RefSeq, a predicted model, not a curated record